AUGGCGCGCUUCGAGGCCUUUCUCAACUGUCUUGACAUCGUGCAUCACCCCAACAUAAAAGGGCUGCGGCUGAUUGGCUGCGACAACGACAAAGAGCAAAUUGAGAGAGCCUUAAUGAAUGCAGAGGCCUUUCGACUUCGCUCACCAAGACUGGCGAUAGCAGACGGCGACACUGAAGAAGAUGCGGCGCUGCCCUGUGCGCUGUCUUUUGUGCAUUCGGAUUUCUCUCCAGUAGUCGGUUCGUUGCCUCCUAAUUCUGUUGUCUUUUCUGAUGUGCCUUUCGGCUUCAGAAGUUUAUCUGUAGAAAAGAGACAGAAAAUUAUGAAGAGGUUAGAGAAAGCAAUUAGCAGCAACAACAACAUUAUUGCUGCUUUCAUCAUUGCUCCUAUUGACGUCUGUCUCCUCGCAUACACACCGACAACUCACAAACCCAUGCAGCAGCAGCAGCAGCAGCAGCAGCAGCAAGGGAAGCAGCACGAGAAGCAGCAAGGGAAGCAGCAGAGGAAGCAGCAGCUGAAGCAGCAGGAGGAGCAGCAGCAGAAGUGGCAAGACAAGCAGCACAAGGAGCAGCAGAAGAAGCGGCAAGAGAAGCAGCAGCAGCAGCUGAAGCAGCAGGAGGAGCAGCAGCAGCAACAGAAGCAGCAGACAUAA
Messenger RNA from Eimeria acervulina, 651 nucleotides. RefSeq lists its product as hypothetical. NCBI's taxonomy places the organism in Eukaryota, Apicomplexa, Conoidasida, Eucoccidiorida, Eimeriidae. The record is from RefSeq and is a predicted model, not a curated record. The transcript has 6 exons. Bases 1 to 651 code for a protein of 216 amino acids.